AUGACCUUAAUUUCAACAUUAUCAAAUGCGGCUCUCCUACGGACUGCUAUCAAACCACAGAUACAUCUUCUGGCCAGAGCAUCUACAAGUAUCACCAUUUCCACAUUCUGUUCAUACCCUGCCAAUACACGCUCCUCGCGCCUUUCACAGACGCGCCCGAUAUCUUCAUCGAACCCGCAUAAUAAGACCCAAGAAUUCUUCCCACCUCCACAAGCCGCGAGUGUGAAGGAGGUAGAAACAGCAUGGGCGCACCCAAUAUACACGGAAGAUCAAAUGCGAGCUGUGCAGAUCGCACAUCGAAACGCAACAGAGUGGUCCGAUAAGGUUGCUCUGAACGCGGUUCGAUUCUUCCGGUUGGGAAUGGAUCUUAUAACGGGGUACAAGCAUGUAGAGCCAGGCCAGAAACUGGCCCCACGGUUCAUAAUGACGGAGAGGAAAUGGCUGAAUCGCAUAAUAUUCCUAGAGAGUGUCGCAGGCGUACCCGGUAUGGUGGGUGGGAUGCUGCGGCAUCUCCACAGUCUUCGACGAAUGAAGAGAGACAAUGGAUGGAUCGAAACACUUCUUGAAGAGGCAUUCAACGAGCGCAUGCAUCUAUUAACUUUUCUCAAAGUGGCUGAACCGGGCUGGUUCAUGCGGCUUAUGGUUCUGGGCGCUCAAGGAGUCUUCUUCAACGGCUUCUUCAUUUCAUAUCUAAUUUCUCCCCGGAUCUGCCAUAGAUUCGUGGGUUAUUUGGAAGAAGAGGCCGUUAUCACCUACACCAGAGUCAUUCAAGAUCUUGAAUCUGGAAAGCUUCCUGAGUGGGAGAAUUAUGACGCGCCGGAUAUUGCCGUUACUUAUUGGGAAAUGCCAGAGGGAAGGCGCAAGAUGUCGGACUUGCUGAUGUAUGUCCGGGCUGACGAAGCUAAACAUCGCGAGGUCAACCACACUCUCGGUAACCUCCACCAGGCUACUGAUCCGAACCCGUAUCAGACUCAAUACCAGGAUCCUACGAAGGAUCACCCCACAAAGGGUAUUGAUACUCUGAGGGGGACUGGUUGGGAGCGAAGUGAUGUUUUCUGA
Messenger RNA from Penicillium taxi, 1059 nucleotides. Its product is annotated as alternative oxidase. The record is from RefSeq and is a predicted model, not a curated record. Bases 1 to 1059 code for a protein of 352 amino acids. Gene Ontology annotation, cellular component: mitochondrion. Gene Ontology annotation, biological process: alternative respiration. NCBI's taxonomy places the organism in Eukaryota, Fungi, Ascomycota, Eurotiomycetes, Eurotiales, Aspergillaceae. The transcript is spliced from 3 exons. Gene Ontology annotation, molecular function: alternative oxidase activity.